GGUUAGACAGAUCGGAUACACUUACCUUGUUUAGUCACUCAUACAUACAUACAUACAAAAUAUAAAUCAGCUAGUAAAGAUACACUGUUAAGCUACCUAGCACUGAAGUGGUGAAAUUAGCCCCACCUCUACUGGCUGCAACAUUCAAUGAUGUACACAUUAAUGCAUCACUAGUUAUAAUCCAGUAUGAUAAGAUACAUUAUUGUGAAAGAGACCAUUGUGCAUUAAGAAUGCUUUUUUCUUUCAGUACUUUAAGAAGCCUAUAUUUUGAGACUAGUUAUUCUGGGAAUUAAUGUACUUUUACUUUAGUAAGAUUUCAAAUGCAGGAAUUUUAUUUGUUACAGAAUAUUUCUACACUGUGGUACUGCUACUUUUAUUGUGUAGGCUACUUCUUUCAUCACUGUUUAAAUCUGCCCAAAAGGUUCGGACCUGUGUGUCAACAUUGUCUAUAAGACAGCGUCCAGGGUUUUAAUGCCCAAUCCACUACUUAUGUUUUUGCGCAUGCGCAUUCUGGAAUAAUGAGCCGAUUUGGGAUCUAUUUUGUUUUUCUCUUCUUGUUCAUUAAAAGCCCGAGUUUGAUCCUAUUCUUGUGUUUCGCCAUUUAUGUUUACAUUCAUUACAGAACAAGAUAAAAAAAGAGGAGAAAGAUAUGAAAGGAAACAUCUGAUCUAUUUGGCCUCCAUCCUAUCAGAAGACAGUGGCAUUUCUUCUCACCGCUCAUGUGUUUUACAAGCACGUCAAGGGAUCUCUCGUCCUUGUCUCUGUAGCUCUGAAUGGCGUCAAUCUGCAGUGAUGGAGUGUGCUGUUCCCGUCUCGGAGGUCGUGCCAAAACAAUAGGCCUAAUCAAAACAACGGACAGGGCAGCUCGGUUACGUUACCGAACAGCGAUAAGAGGCGUGAGAUAGCCACGAUAAGAGGCAGUUAUAAACACACAGAUACAGGAUGCCUGGGAACAGUCUGCGUCUGACGACCACAGCGAAGGACUCUGCAAAACAAUUGUUCUUCGUUGACAACACUUAGACGUGUGUUCAGCUGUAUAGUCUGUUUGUACCAAUGGGUCUCUCACUGUCAGUGUGGCCGUACAGCAGGGCAGACGACAGCCCUGCCUCCUCUUCAUCAGCUUUCCUUUCGCUGGCUGCUCCAACCUCCUCUCGCCUCGAGGUCACUCUGAACUCCUCUCCGGUCACUCCAGGAGACGGUCGCUCGCACUGGAGCACAGUCCACCGCUCUCCUCACUUCCUGCUGUCUGCCUGCAAACAAGAAGUGACACGUUCACCUGUUGAGCGGAGCAGCGAUGGGGUGAGGGCGGAGAUGGGGGUGAAGAGUGGGCUUCAUGUCUGGGAGGUGCUGUGGAGCCCCAAACACAGAGGGAGUCAUGCCGUCUUGGGCGUCUCCUGGCAGAACUGCCCUUUGCAGGCCUCAGGGUACAACGUGCUGGUGGGUGGAGACUUGCAGUCCUGGGGCUGGGAGCUCAAAACUAAUCAGCUGUGGCAUGCUGGACAGAUUCUGGGACUUUAUCCAGGAACGAGGAAGAGGUGUCACUCUGAGGCUGCUGAGUCUCCCACUCCAUUACACACAAAGGCGGCAGAGACACCUCUCCCCAUUCCUGAGCGCAUCCUUCUAGUCCUGGACGCAGAUGCAGGGACUGUGGGAUUCAUUGUUGCCGGCAGCUUCCUCGGCGUGGCUUUUAAAGACCUUCCUAGUAGAGUGGAGCUGUUCCCGGCAGUGAGCAGCGUGAGAGGAGGAGCCAGCAUACGACUACGAUACCUGAACGGUGCCACACGUGAUCCCCCUGCCCUGAUGGCUUUAUGUGGACUGUCAAUUCAACAUUUUUUAGGGCAACAAAGGCAGAAUCAAAUGCACAAACUGCCUCUACCCUCUUGUCUCCAACACUACCUGCUUUCUAGUCAGUAACACUUAAGCAUAUGUACACACACACACAAUAGGAAACAUUUUGUAAACUGUACCAAGAAUUUACAGAACAUUUCCUUUUGAUAUGAAAAAUUAUGUACAUAAUUAUUUCUUAUUUAUUAAAAUGUAAAAUAUACACAGUUCACUGAUAAUAUUUUGACAGGUGUUUACACAGUGAGUUGGGAGGAUAUUAUACUGCUGUUUCUUAUUUUACACAUGUGAAAGAAGUUAGCCUUCAGAGCUUUUUUUUCCUAAACCUAACCUAAUUUUGUUGUCUAAAUCUAACCAAGUAGUAAGUAACCUGAGGGCAAAAGCAUUCUUUAUUUUACUCAUUAAUAACUCCCAAAUAAACUGUAUAUAUUGAAUUUCUGAAUUCAUUUGUACUGCUCUAUGAACAAACUGAUUAAAUUAAUUUGUAUCUGA
This is a messenger RNA of Micropterus salmoides (largemouth bass), 2334 nucleotides long. Its product is annotated as SPRY domain-containing SOCS box protein 1. Gene Ontology annotation, cellular component: SCF ubiquitin ligase complex. The transcript has 3 exons. Bases 1054 to 1914 code for a protein of 286 amino acids. Lineage: Eukaryota; Metazoa; Chordata; Actinopteri; Centrarchiformes; Centrarchidae. Gene Ontology annotation, molecular function: protein binding. The record is from RefSeq and is a predicted model, not a curated record. Gene Ontology annotation, biological process: proteasome-mediated ubiquitin-dependent protein catabolic process.